Molecule: messenger RNA, 1428 nt
Organism: Echinostoma caproni
Lineage: Eukaryota; Metazoa; Platyhelminthes; Trematoda; Plagiorchiida; Echinostomatidae
Source: the annotation of a GenBank genome assembly
CUGCCUAUCAAAACUCAAAUAAAAAGCAAUUCCAAACAAACGUCACCAGACGCUCAAGAGAAUGGGAUCACUAUGGACGCUGGAAAGCGGUCUAUUUUAUCAGCAAAGCACAAAUCGGAAAGUCCUAACGACCGAAUCGGUAAACCUUUACCUGAUGCGACAAAUGUUGAUCAAUCGGGGAGUGCUUCACCAAUAGCUGAGGCAGAAAUUCCCAGCAUAGAUUCUGAUCCGAUUCUCUCAUUACCACCCUUGGAUGAUGCCGCGGUCGGAGGUAUUGAACAGCAUCAGAUUCCAACGUUCAACGAAUUUCAUGCGAUGCUUUCCGAAAAUGAUGAUACAAAAGCCCUGAAAGGAGGAGGUAAUGGUGAUCACGGUCGAAUCCCGUCUGGUGCCGAAGAGAGACCAAACACUUUACCAUCUCCGAAAAAUCCGGCAAAUACAGUCCCUACUCUCGAAAGUGGAACACCAGGUUCCUCUCAUACUGGUAACUCCGCGGAUCAUGAUGCUGGUAACAAACCCAUUUCCGACUUACCGGCCACGAAUGGACGGGAUGGAGCGAUGCGUCACGGACCUGAUGUGUCGGUUGCAACGGAGCCGAAUGUCGAACCGGUCGUUUCGCAGACAGACCGACUAGACGAGGCCAAACUCUUGACAGAUCCUGCCACAGAAAGUUCUCAGUCCAGUGAACAUAUUCAUCCUAGAGAGUCCCAAUCCCAAUCGCAACAUCAACAGCAACAUAACCAAUCGCCUAGCGAUCGGUCUGUCACACUGAGGAGAAACGUGGCUUCCGUUGCUUGCGGAUCCAAGCUGCUGGACUCAAGCCAGGCCAUAAAAAACGCGGAGGCUGUCCUGAAUUCCAAUAACGACGAGUACAUGAAUGUGCCAUGCAGUGCAGAUAAAUGGUUCGUGAUCGAGGUCUGUGAGCCGGUGCAGUUACGCAUGAUCGAACUGGCCAACUACGAACUGUUUUCGUCUCGCGUGAAGUCAUUUAAGGUUUUCGUGAGUGAUCGAUAUCCCGCCAAAUCCUGGGAUCUGGUUGGUCAGUUUGCAGCUCGUGAUAUUAAAGGAAUACAAAAUUUUCAGGUGUCAGGCGACAAAUUGAUCAAAUUUGUCAAAUUCGAACUACUGGAACACUAUGGCUCUGAGCACUACUGUCCCCUAACAAUGAUCCGGCUUUUCGGUCUCGUUUCCGAUGACUUUGACGACGACGACGAUGACGAAGUUGAGGUGCGGGUCGCUGCCGCGGCGGCGGCUUCCAGAACGGGAGCAUCAGGGCUAGAUAUGGUGAUUCCGACAACCGCAACGGAUGCAUCUACGAAACAUGAUGUGGGCGAAAGAGCGCAACAUAUCACCGCUACCGAGGCUGAGGGAGAACCGGAUCCAGUUUUGCUUAACAAUGCACCGCUGGACAGUACACACUGGUGCUAG